GGACUAUAGCCAGACAAGAUGCUAGAUAUAUCCGAAGAUGCUCUCUUAUGGUUCGACUACUCACCAGCCAAGGUAAUCUGAGAGUAAACGUUGGAGAAUGGGAGGGAAUUCCAAUGCGGGAUAGACUCUGUGAACUGUGUCAGCAUGAAGUUGAGACUUUAGAGCACUUUACGUUGUUUUGCCCAAAUAACAAUGAAAACAGGACCCAAAUACAAAUAGUGAUAAACAGAUAUUUGAAUGAUGAGCACGUGACGACUUCUAACAAACUGAAAUUGGUCUACGGAGGCGAUGAGCGUGUCAGUCAUGAUGAACUCAAGGCAAUGUCCAGUAAUGUACGUGACAUGUAUAUUAAAAGAACGGAGAAAAACUGAAAUCCACAUAAGAAUGGUGGGAGUAGUGAUCGGUUGCCGAGGAUUUGAUGUAACGAUUUACCUAAUUAGUAAAUAGGUUUAAGCAAAGAUAUUUUACCGAUAUGAGUCUAUGUAUAUAGUUUUACCAAGAUGAGCCUGUAAUACACCUAUGUAUGUAUUUAUAUUUACAAUGAGAUUUGGUUUGAUAAAUGAUAGGUGGACAAUAUCUUAUUGUAGCUAAAGGGUAAUAGGUAAAGUGUAGGUUAACUGACGGCGUCAACGCGGUAGCCUGGCGUCCGUCAACAGCAAAUAUUAGGUGGAGAACUUGUUUUUCUUAUUGUAUGUAACAGAUAGUAGUAACUUGACGGCGUCAACGCGGUAGCCUGACGUCCGUCAACAUCAGGG
This is a messenger RNA of Owenia fusiformis, 755 nucleotides long. NCBI's taxonomy places the organism in Eukaryota, Metazoa, Annelida, Polychaeta, Sabellida, Oweniidae. The record is from the annotation of a GenBank genome assembly.